ACCUAUGAGCUUCUAAACUACGCCAUGGGCCUCCGGGGUCUGCUGUGCCUGUCCCUGGCCUCCCUCCUGGCCCUACAGGCCGUGUUUACUUGGGGCUUACCCCGACACCAGCCCAAAGGCAACAAGAAGCGACAGACCGUGGACACGGCUGUGGAUGGUGUGAUCAUCCGAAGUUUGAAAGUCAACUGCAAAGUCACCUCUCGCUUUGCCCACUAUGUCAUCACCAGCCAAGUGGUCAACAAUGCCGAUGAGGCCAAGGAAGUGGCCUUCGAUGUGGAGAUCCCCAAGACGGCCUUCAUCAGCGACUUUGCCAUCACGGCAGAUGGAACCUCAUUUGUGGGGAACAUAAAGGACAAAACACUUGCGUGGAAGCAAUACCGGAAGGCAGCCGUCUCAGGAGAGAAUUCUGGCCUUGUCAGGACUUCUGGGAGAACCAUGGAGCAAUUCACCAUCCACGUCACCGUGGGGCCCCGCAGCAAGGUCACGUUCCACCUAACCUACGAGGAGCUGCUGAAGCGGAACCUCAUGCAGUACGACAUCGUCAUCAGAGUCAAGCCCCGGCAGCUGGUGCAUCACUUUGAGAUUGACGUGGACAUCUUUGAGCCCCAAGGGAUCCGCAAGCUGGACGCCCAGGCCCCCUUCCUCCCCAAGGAACUGGCCGACCAACUCAUCAAGAAGUCCUUCUCAGGGAAAAAGGGCCAUGUGUUUUUCCGCCCCACCGUGAGCCAGCAGCAGUCCUGCCCCACCUGCUCCACCUCCCUGAUGAACGGAGACUUCCGGGUGACCUACGAUGUCCUCCGAGACAAGACUUGCGACCUCCUGGUCGCCAAUAACUACUUUGCCCACUUCUUUGCUCCCCAAAACCUGACAAACCUGAACAAGAACUUGGUUUUUGUGAUUGAUAUCAGCACCUCCAUGGAAGGCCAGAAAGUGAAGCAGACCAAGGAGGCGCUCCUGAAAAUCCUGGAGGACAUGCGUCCAGACGACUACUUCGACCUGGUCCUCUUCGGCACGAAUGUGCAAGUGUGGCGCGGCUCGCUGGUGCGGGCCUCCGAGGCCAACCUGCAGCAGGCCCGGAACUUCGUGCGGCGCUUCUCCCUGGCUGGGGCCACAAACCUGAACGGGGGUUUGCUCCAGGGAAUCAACAUCUUGAACCGGGCGCAGGGCAGCCUCCCGGAACUGCGCAACCAUGCGCCCAUUCUCAUCAUGCUGACUGACGGGGAGCCCACCGAGGGGGUCACGGACCGUUCCCAGAUCCUGCAGAACGUCCGCAGUGCCAUAAGGGGAAGGUUUCCACUCUACAACUUGGGCUUCGGCCAGAACGUUGACUUCAACUUCUUGGAUGUCAUGUCCAUGGAGAACAAUGGACGGGCCAAGAGAAUCUUUGAGGACCACGAUGCCACACAGCAGCUGCAGGGUUUCUACAACCAAGUCGCCAACCCCCUGCUGAUGGACGUGGAGCUGCAGUACCCGCAGGAUGCCAUCUCCGCACUGACCCAGCACCGUCAUAAGCAGUAUUACGAGGGCUCAGAGAUCGUGGUGGCUGGCCGCAUCGCUGACCACAAGCUUGGCAGCUUCAAGGCGGAUGUGCUGGCCCGGGGGGAAGGCCAAGAAUUCAAGACCACGUGCCUUGUGGACGAGGAGGAGAUGAAGAAACUGCUGCGAGAACGUGGCCACAUGUUGGAGAACCAUGUUGAGCGCCUCUGGGCCUAUCUCACCAUCCAGGAGCUGCUGGCCAAGUGGAAGAUGUUAGAAGGGGAGGAGAAGGCCAACCUCUCUGCCAAGAUCCUGCAGAUGUCAUUGAAAUACCAGUUUGUGACCCCGCUGACGUCCAUGACCAUCCGUGGCAUGACUGACAAGGACAGCCUAGAGCCCGUGAUUGACAAGCCUGGAGAAGAUGACCUGCCCUUGGAGUUGCAGGGACCCCGCAAGACCUUCGUGCUGUCCUCAUCCGCCUCACAGCCUGCCCAGAGCAGCUCCAGCUUCAAUCACCAGCAGCUGCCGAACCGAGUGACCGGAGUGGACACUGACCCCCAUUUCAUCAUCCAUGUGCCCCAGAAAGAGGACCCCCUGUGCUUCAACAUCAAUGAGGAGCCGGGGGUGAUCCUGAACCUGGUGCAGGACCUCGACACAGGCUUCUCAGUGAACGGGCAGCUCAUUGGCCAGACGGCCCAGCAUGAAGGCACCUACUUUGGGCGAUUGGGCAUCUCGAACCCAGCCACGGGCUUUCAGUUGGAAGUGACGCCCCAGAAUAUCACUCUGAACCCCGGCUCUGGGGGGCCUGUGUUCUUCUGGAAGGACCAGGCUUCUCUGCGGCAGGACGGGGUGGUGGUGACUAUCAACAGGAAGCGGAACCUGCUGGUGUCUGUGGAGGACAGGGGCACCUUCGAGGUGGUGCUGCACCGCGUGUGGAAGCCGAGCGCCGCCCACCGGGACUUCCUGGGCUUCUACGUGCUGGAGAGUCACAGGAUGUCGGCGCGGACGCACGGGCUGCUGGGACAGUUCUUCCAGCCCCUGGAUUAUCAAGUGUCUGAUCCCCAUCCAGGCUCUGACCCCACCAAGAUAGAUGCCACCAUGGAGGUGAAGAACCACCGGCUGACUGUCACCAGGGGUUUGCAAAAAGACUUCAGCCGGGACCCCCGCCAUGGGGUCCCAGUGACCUGCUGGUUUGUCCACAACAAUGGGGCAGGGCUGAUUGAUGGUGUCUACACAGACUACAUCGUCCCUGACAUCUUCUGAGGCCCCUGGCCAGUAUCCUCCUCCCUUGGGGCCACCGAAGAGCGGAAGGGUGGCCUCCUGUACCCUGUCCAAGCCAGCCCCUGUGUAUUGACUUCCA
Sorex araneus (European shrew) is the source of this 2836-nucleotide messenger RNA. RefSeq names its product inter-alpha-trypsin inhibitor heavy chain 1 (gene ITIH1). The record is from RefSeq and is a predicted model, not a curated record. Gene Ontology annotation, biological process: hyaluronan metabolic process. NCBI's taxonomy places the organism in Eukaryota, Metazoa, Chordata, Mammalia, Eulipotyphla, Soricidae. Bases 25 to 2739 code for a protein of 904 amino acids. Gene Ontology annotation, molecular function: serine-type endopeptidase inhibitor activity. The transcript is spliced from 22 exons.